This is a messenger RNA of Prosopis cineraria, 2638 nucleotides long. Its product is annotated as serine/threonine protein phosphatase 2A 59 kDa regulatory subunit B' eta isoform-like. The transcript is spliced from 3 exons. Gene Ontology annotation, cellular component: protein phosphatase type 2A complex. Lineage: Eukaryota; Viridiplantae; Streptophyta; Magnoliopsida; Fabales; Fabaceae. Gene Ontology annotation, biological process: signal transduction. The record is from RefSeq and is a predicted model, not a curated record. The coding region runs from base 865 to 2442 and encodes 525 amino acids. Gene Ontology annotation, molecular function: protein phosphatase regulator activity.
UCCGUUCUUUGUGCUUUUGCUAACCACAAAAGCUCUUCUUCCAGGGCCUUCAAUCUCAAUCCGGGCCAAAGAAGUUCCCUUUCGUUGACGUUCAGAAUGCGUGAUUUUGAUUUUGAUGUGACCGACGACGGUGUCGUCUCGAAUUGAGUCUUGGCCAAUUGAUGUUUUCUGGUGCAUAUCUCGCUCGCUUCGUCGCUUCUGUUUUCUGCUUUGACGAGUGGCGAACAACCGGAUCCGAAAUCAAAGAGAGGAAUGAUUGAAUUAGAAGAAAUUUUUUAAUGUGUACUGGUAAUGAAUAAAUUUUCCGGGUCAACAAACAACGACGAGGAAGAUAAAACCGUGUUUGCUCCAUGAAACAGAAGAACUGAAAGGGGAAUCCGCGGAACAUUCUUCGUAUUUCUCUCGCGGCUCAAGUCAAAGAAACGGAGGGUGGUGGUUAAAAUUCUGAAUUUUGAAUAGCGUCGUGAAGAUUAUUGCUCCCGAUCUUUGCUGUGUUUCGGAAUCUAGUGCGAAGGUUUGGUCUUUUCUGACCAAUUAUCUCUUCGACUUGUUGGAUGAGCUGUAUUUAUAGUUUUAAGUGAAUGAGAUGAAUACUUGAAGGCUAUGUUUUGAUCCAUGGUUAGAGAAGUGGGUUUCUUUAUGCUCCCCAGAUGAACAGGGGAUUUCAUGCGGCCACCGUAUGUUUUUUGUCAUUAAGGGACAUUCAGUCAAUAUGUGUGUCUGGUGUUUUCUGUACAUGAUUUUAUGUCAUUGAGGAAGGUUACAUGAAUCUUUGUUUAUUCCGCACAACAGAAGAAGACGUGUGGUGCACAAGCGUAAGUGAUCAGUAUUUCAGAUUUCUGGCAGGUGUUAAUUCUAUGAAUUAUGUUCAAACAAAUACUCAGUAAGCUUCCUCGAAAGUCGUCUAAAUCCUCUGAAUAUCGGGAACACGGUGGAAGUGGAAGCCCUGCAGUUCAUUCAAAUGCUUCGUCCGCCUCUCGAAGCGGUGAUCUUGGGAGCAGUAAGUCCGGAAAUUCUUCCGUAUUGCAAGCCCAUUAUUCUGCUUUAAAUCCGGGACAGAAUCAUGGUAACAGAGUUUCCCUUGGUGCGAAUGUAAAUCUGACUGGGAAUUCGGUGCCUACCUCGUAUGAAGCAUUACCAACAUUCAGGGAUGUUCCUAAUUCUGAGAAGCUGAACUUGUUUAUUAAAAAGCUGAAGAUGUGCUGUGUUGUGUUUGACUUCACUGACCCAACUAAGCACACCAAAGAAAAGGAAAUUAAGCGGCAGACCUUGGUAGAAAUGGUAGACUAUGUGACUUCUGCCAGUGGUAAAUUCCCAGAAAUUGUAAUACAAGAAGUUGUAAAAAUGGUAACUGUAAAUAUAUUCAGGACGCUUAGUCCUCAACCGCGUGAGAACAAAUUUGUUGAAGCCCUUGAUGUGGAGGACGAGGAGCCUUCCAUGGAUCCUGGUUGGCCUCACUUGCAAAUUGUGUAUGAGCUUUUUCUAAGAUUUGUGGCGUCACCUGAGCUGGAUGCAAAGUUGGCUAAAAGAUAUGUUGAUCAGUCCUUCAUAUUGAAGCUUCUGGAUUUGUUUGACUCUGAAGAUCCUAGAGAACGAGAAUAUUUGAAAAUGACUCUACACCGCAUUUAUGGAAAAUUCAUGGCGCAUCGCCCUUUCAUCAGGAAAGCUAUCAAUAACAUCUUUUAUCGUUUUAUUUUUGAGACGGAGAAGCAUAAUGGAAUUGCCGAAUUUUUAGAAAUUCUGGGGAGCAUCAUUAAUGGUUUUGCACUACCAUUGAAAGAGGAGCACAAACUGUUUCUUGUUCGUGUAUUGAUUCCCCUUCACAAACCAAAAUGCUUAGCAAUGUACCAUCAACAGUUGUCUUAUUGCAUUACCCAAUUCGUAGAGAAAGAUUGCAAGCUUGCUGAUACCAUUAUUAGGGGAUUAUUGAAGUACUGGCCAAUAACAAAUAGUUCAAAGGAAGUGAUGUUCCUAAGUGAGUUGGAAGAAGUUUUGGAAGCAACUCAAUCUCCAGAAUUCCAGCGCUGUAUGGUGCCAUUGUUUCGCCGGAUAGCACAGUGCUUGAAUAGUUCACAUUUCCAGGUGGCUGAAAGGGCGUUGUUCAUGUGGAACAAUGAUCAUAUUGAGAACUUGAUAAAACAAAACCGCAAAGUGAUACUGCCCAUUAUCUUCCCAGCACUGGAGAGAAAUGCCAGAAGCCAUUGGAACCAGGCCGUGCACAGUUUGACUCUAAAUGUAAAGAAGACUUUCUAUGAUCUUGAUCCUGACCUGUUUAAGGAAUGCUUACAGAAGUACGAGGAAGAUGUAUCAAAGGAAGAUGAAGUUACAGCAAAACGUGAAUCUAUUUGGAAACGUUUAGAGGAACUUGCUGCAAAAAAAGCUUCAAGCAAUGAAGCAGUCCUUGUUCAUUCUCAAGCUUCCCCUCGUAGCUCUUCAGGUUAGGAAGAAUUGGAAUCUGUAGUAUGAUCCAAUAACUUCAUUUUUGAAAAAAAAAAAAAAUCUGAGCUGGAAUUUUAUAUUAUUUGUUCGUUUUAUUGAUGGGGUGGCUAAGAGCAGUAAUUUCAUGAAUAUUUUCUUACUUUCUCACAGAGCAAUUGAAGGGGAUGAUAGUAACACAUAAUGGAAAGCUUAGCUAGCA